This is a messenger RNA of Blastomyces gilchristii SLH14081, 2661 nucleotides long. Its product is annotated as cytochrome P450, family 51 (sterol 14-demethylase). The transcript is spliced from 4 exons. Bases 431 to 2008 code for a protein of 525 amino acids. Gene Ontology annotation, biological process: ergosterol biosynthetic process. The record is from RefSeq and is a predicted model, not a curated record. NCBI's taxonomy places the organism in Eukaryota, Fungi, Ascomycota, Eurotiomycetes, Onygenales, Ajellomycetaceae. Gene Ontology annotation, molecular function: monooxygenase activity; iron ion binding; heme binding.
UCUGCCGCGAUAAUAAUUGCCGGGACCAGCGUAUCCCAGAUCAGCCCAUUAUUCUUCAUCUUCUUAGCUCUACGCUGAAUACGGCAACAAAGGAAAAGCCUGGGCAGGGGAGGCAACGGCACAAAGACGGUGCCUGGUAUUGCUGAGUACCGUCACGGAGCAGGUACUGUUCAUGACGUGUUGGCAACGCCAGGAUCCGUAGUGGUAGGCAUAUAUUCAUGGUACUCCAGCCCGUAAAUACAGGUAUUGCGCUUGUGCACAUGUCGUGCUGACUCAGCCGAGCCUGCAUUCUAUUCUAUCUUUUUGAUAACGAAAGAAUGCCCCGUCUGGGCUUCAUCUUCCCCUGAACAACUAACUCUCCCUCAAAGUGCUGUCGACAUCCCCACAACCCUCCGUAGUCGGUCGACUCCUUCGUUCCGCCAAAGUCACCAUGGGGCUCCUUGCGGAUGCUAUUGUCCGCAUCUGCGCUCAUUGCUCUGCCGCGUCUCUCUGGGUGAUUCUGCUCUCCGGUUUCGCAACUUUUAUUGCCCUUUCUGUGGUAAUAAACGUUAUCCGCCAACUUCUCUUCAAAAAUCCCAAUGAACCUCCCGUUGUGUUCCACUGGUUCCCCAUCAUUGGAAGCACCAUCUCCUAUGGAAUUGACCCGUAUAAGUUCUUCCUAAGCUGCAAGGAAAAGUAUGGCGAUAUCUUCACAUUUGUUCUCCUUGGCAAAAAGACUACCGUGUUUCUUGGAACGAAAGGCAAUGAUUUCAUCUUGAACGGCAAACUCAAGGACGUUUGCGCCGAAGAGGUCUACUCACCACUCACCACACCCGUUUUCGGUAGACAUGUCGUCUACGAUUGCCCAAAUGCAAAGCUGAUGGAGCAGAAGAAGUUCGUCAAAUAUGGGUUAACCUCGGAGUCAUUACGGUCCUAUGUUACUUUAAUCACAGACGAAUUCAACCAUUACUUGGAGACGUCAUCUGCACUUAAGGGCGAAAAGGGAGUUCUUGAUGUUUGCAAGAGUAUUGCCGAGAUUACCAUCUUUACUGCUUCCCGGUCCUUGCAAGGGAAAGAAGUGAGAAGUAAAUUCGACUCCAGUUUCGCCCAGCUCUAUCAUGAUUUGGAUAUGGGGUUUACCGCGAUCAACUUCAUGCUCCCGUGGGCACCACUACCUCAUAACCGUAAGCGGGAUGCUGCUCAGCAAAAGAUGGCAAAGGUCUAUACAGAUAUCAUCCGCCAGCGACGGGAAGCCGGUUGCCAGAAAGACUCAGAAGACAUGGUCUGGAAUUUGAUGUCCUGUGUCUACAAGGAUGGAACCCCACUCCCAGAUAUCGAGAUUGCCCAUAUGAUGAUUGCCUUGUUAAUGGCGGGCCAGCACUCAUCCGCCUCCACUCUAUCAUGGAUCGUUCUCCGACUCGCGUCUUGCCCAAAGAUUGUUGAGGAACUAUAUGAGGAGCAGAAAGAGGUUCUUGGGGAGGAUCUCCCACCUGUAACCUACGAAACACUUCAGAAACUCACCCUCAACUCACACGUUAUCAGAGAGACCCUUCGCCUUCAUGCCCCGAUUCACUCCAUCCUCCGCGCCGUCAAGUCCCCAAUGCCCGUUGAUGGAACACGAUAUACAAUCCCGACCACUCACAACCUCCUCGCAGCUCCCGGAGUAACGUCAAGAUUACCCGAGUAUUUCCCAGAUCCCAUGACCUGGGAUCCUCAUCGCUGGGAGACCUCCACAAUGGAAAAGGAGGAGGAUCAAAACGAGGAGAAGCUGGAUUAUGGAUACGGUUUGAUUAGCAAAGGUGCCAACAGUCCUUACUUACCUUUUGGCUCCGGACGACAUCGGUGCAUCGGUGAACAAUUCGCAUAUGUACAGUUGGGAACUCUGCUCGUUGCGAUCGUCAGACAUCUGAAAUUGAGCAAAGUCGAAAACGAGACCGGUGUGCCAGAAACAGAUUAUUCGUCACUUUUUUCGAAACCUCUAGGAAGACCGCUUGUCGCAUGGGAGAAGAGAAAUCCCACCAAGAAAUAAAAUCACCCACUUCAUGUUUCUUACCCUAGGUUUCGUUCAUAUCGGAUUUUUGUGUUAAACUUGCCUUUUUUUUUACCUCUCUUUUAUGCCAUUCAUCCCCUUCUUUUCUCGCCCUUUCUCCACUUAGACGAGUAUAUUAUAUUAUUAUUUCCUCAUUGUAAAGGUUCAAGCAGGCUCCACAGGUAACAUUUUCGUUAGUCUAUAUAUUUGCAUCUAACAUACAUAAUAGUACAUCUAAUAAUUAAUUUUGCGAUUGUUUUGAUGUUUGAUUUUGUUGAUUGCUCUUUUCCUUUUUCCUUUUCCUUUUUUUUCUAAUUUUUUUUUUUUUUUUUUUUUUUUUUUUUUUUUUUUUUUUUUUUUUUUUUUGAAAAUGGCUUUCCCCAUUGCGUAGUUUCGUUCUCUUCCUUCAUAUUGCGUCUCCAAGCUCCAAGGGUCCCGUACUAUACAAAGAAAGGAAAAUUGUAGAUAAAUGCCAACCGUAAACACAAGAUCUAGCAGGGUUUAAAUAUAGCAUCAAGCAAAGGAACAGAAUGACUUAAUAUACAUAUUCACUCUUGAAAACAGCCCAAGUGCGGGAGAGAAAAGAAAAGUGAAAUAAACACAGAAACUCAGUUUAUGCUGAGACUUUUUUCCUCUCCUCGCUCCGCUUCUUC